Messenger RNA from Columba livia (rock pigeon), 778 nucleotides. RefSeq names its product small transmembrane regulator of ion transport 1 (gene STRIT1). The record is from RefSeq and is a predicted model, not a curated record. Lineage: Eukaryota; Metazoa; Chordata; Aves; Columbiformes; Columbidae. The transcript is spliced from 3 exons. Gene Ontology annotation, biological process: regulation of slow-twitch skeletal muscle fiber contraction; regulation of ATPase-coupled calcium transmembrane transporter activity. The coding region runs from base 150 to 257 and encodes 35 amino acids.
UAGACACCGGGACGCAUCCAGCCCGAAGCUGGCGCGGCGUGCGGCAGCUGCGGCACAUUCCACAGCGCGCUCUAUUUAAAGCAUCCCGAGGCUCAGGGGAACAACUGCAGAGCAAACCUGAAAACCUGCCAGGAACCAGCAGAGCGGGAAUGGCAGAACCAGCCCAAGUCCCGCUGUCCCGUCUCGUCGUGCCGAUGCUCCUCGCCCUCGGCUGGAUCGUGGGUUGUGCGCUGAUGGUUUACAUCGUCUUCUCGUGAGAAGACAGAAGAAUUUACAAUAAUGUUGAUUAGAAGAACCUGGAAGUUGAAUUGACAUUUCUAAUGACUAAAAUACGUAGAAAAUGAAUUAUUUUUAAUAUCAACUCUGUAAACAUGGUGUAUGCUUCUUCUCCACAACAAAGGUUUGAAAUGUAUUUAGGAUGUCACAAAACCAGUUUUCAGAUGGUUUGUAGUUUCUGGAGUCCUGCCUGCUCUCCAGCAGCCUCUGCUGAUGCCACCUUGGAUUGGAGCAGUUUGGAAACAGUAUUCCCGGAGCUGGUGAUGCUCCGGUGGACCAACAAGGAGUUUGGCUCAUUUGUGAGAUGUGCCAAGCUGGGCAAGAAGUAUCUCAAUGCAUCUGGGCAAGUUUUAACUGAGUUAAGAGAGUGUUUACAGUUUCGUAGUAAAAAAACCCAUUAAAUGUAAAAUGUUGUGGUGGUGCACUGUCCCUGUCCCAAGAUCUGAAUUGUCAGUGCCCAAAUACAUUUUCUGAAAAUACAUGAAGUUCCUUUUUGAAACAA